AUGUCGAAGCCAAUUCGAGUCGGCUUCAUCGGCCUCAGCUCACAUGAAAACAUCCAUUUGGCCGGAGCGUGGGGCAAGCAGGGCCACCUGCCAUACUUGGUGCACUCGCCAGACUAUACCAUCACUGCACUGUGCAACUCAUCUCUAGAAUCGGCGAAGAAGGCUGCUGAGCUGCAUGGCCUGGACAUCAGCAAGGUUCGCACAUACGGCGACCCCGAAUCACUGGCCAACGACGACAAUGUCGAUAUGGUCGUCUGUUCCGUCAACGUCAUGCAACAUUACAGGCUCAUCAAGCCUGCCUUGAUCGCCGGUAAGAUGGUCUUCUGUGAAUGGCCAUUGGCCUCGAACCUGAGCCAAAUGCAGGAACUGGCCGACUUGGCGGAGCAGAAGAAGAUCAGAACCAUUGUUGGCUUGCAAGGUCGCACCGGUGCUUAUGUCCAUGCCGUAAGGAAGUUUAUCGGCAAUGCGACAGGUCAAUUGGGAGAUCUUCUCAGUACUUCCAUGAUGAUUUACUCCUUCUUUGGCGGUCUGGUGAUUCCCAAGGAGAUUGCUUACCUGGCGGAUAUCAAAUCUGGAGGGAACAUAUUUACCAUUACAGCCAUCCACAUGAUUGAUACUUUGACCGCCGCACUUGGUGAAAUUGAAACCCACAACAUCCUCCUCAGGAACAAACGCCCCGCCCUCGCCCUGACGGACAACGCUUUCAAUGUCAUCGAGUCAUCGGUCCCCAACAGCGCGCCGGACCACGUUCUCGUCCACGGCACUCUCAUCGGCGACGUCCCAUUCAACUUCCAGGUUCGCGGCGGUCCGCAGUUCAAGGACACUCCGGCUUUCGAUUGGCGCAUCUAUUGCACCAGGGGCGAAAUCCGGGUCAGCGGAAACGAAAUGCUCUGGAUGAGCGGCGCCAUCAAGGUGCAAGUGCAUGAUUUCGUGACCAAUAAAGUCGAGGACGUGGAUUUGGGUCAAGUGUUGGAGGAAAAUGUAAAGGAUGAUGUUGCCUACAAACUGGAAUUGAAAGCUCCGGCGGAUAACGUGGCCAGGCUCUAUGAGGCCUUCGCGAAGGGUAAGACCGAGAAGUACUUGGACUUCGCGCAGAGUUUGAAGUGGGCGAGGUUUAUUCAGGAGGCUUAUACAGCCAAUGGCAUGUGA
Cladophialophora bantiana CBS 173.52 is the source of this 1149-nucleotide messenger RNA. RefSeq lists its product as uncharacterized. NCBI's taxonomy places the organism in Eukaryota, Fungi, Ascomycota, Eurotiomycetes, Chaetothyriales, Herpotrichiellaceae. The coding region runs from base 1 to 1149 and encodes 382 amino acids. The record is from RefSeq and is a predicted model, not a curated record. Gene Ontology annotation, molecular function: nucleotide binding. The transcript is spliced from 2 exons.